AUGUUUGUAACAUUGUCGGCGGUACCUGUCUUCGAUUGGACCUCCAAGAACGCGCUAAACGACUAUUUCAAUUGCAGCAAGAAGGCAUGGGAAGUUUGCCACAAAAAUGCAGAUUUUGACGAUGACCAAGCAUCGCUAGAGAAUGAACCCGUCAACCGGAAAAUGGCAUACGAAGUCCUCAGAUAUUGCCAUGAUCUACGAGACUGCUAUAGAGGUUUGGAUUGCGAAUUGGCUGAAACCGAGAAAAUGUGCGAAUCAGCUGAAGCGAUGACUAGACCAUUCGGAUUAUGUGUGAUCGAUCUUAUCCCGACCUUCCACAACGAGGCUGAGUGCGACGGAUACUUCCGCAUCGAGCAGCGCCAUCUCACACCCGAACAGAGAUGCAAACUUCGAGCUCCUCAUAGAGAUUGUGUGGUUGAGUUCUACAAGAGAAAAUGCGGAGAAACUGCCGUCUUGGACGAGCUGAACAGAAAAGAAGCUGGAUACUUCGCAUCGUUCGACUGCUAG
Messenger RNA from Caenorhabditis bovis, 507 nucleotides. The record is from the annotation of a GenBank genome assembly. NCBI's taxonomy places the organism in Eukaryota, Metazoa, Nematoda, Chromadorea, Rhabditida, Rhabditidae.